UUCUUCUUCUUCCAUUUUAUCUCCCGGCGCUUUUCCCCAUUUUCAUAACAACAAACACCAGAGCAUCCACAACUCCAAACGCAGAACUUAUUAUCUUCCUCUUCUACCUUCCUCUAACCUGAAGCGACGUCGUCGUCUGUCUAGACAUGUCCUACGAUUAUCUCUUCAAGUACAUAAUCAUCGGCGACACAGGUGUUGGAAAGUCAUGUCUGCUCUUGCAAUUCACUGACAAGAGGUUCCAGCCUGUGCAUGAUCUCACUAUUGGCGUCGAAUUCGGUGCUCGAAUGGUCGCUAUAGAUGGAAGGCCCAUCAAGCUCCAGAUAUGGGACACAGCAGGUCAAGAAUCAUUCAGAUCCAUUACCAGAUCUUACUACAGAGGAGCAGCUGGAGCACUCCUGGUUUAUGACAUAACUAGGAGAGAGACAUUCAAUCAUCUAGCAAGCUGGUUGGAGGAUGCUCGGCAGCACGCAAACCCCAAUAUGAGUAUCAUGCUCAUCGGUAACAAGUCUGAUCUUUCUCAUCGGAGGGCUGUCAGCAAAGAGGAAGGUGAGCAAUUUGCAAAGGAACAUGGGCUUCUAUUCUUGGAAGCGUCUGCAAGAACAGCUCAAAACGUUGAGGAGGCCUUCAUCAGGACUGCUGCAAAGAUCCUUCAGAAUAUUCAGGAAGGCGUGAUUGAUGUAUCCAACGAGUCGUCUGGCAUCAAGUUCGGUUAUGGGCGGCCUCAAGGUACAGCGGGUGCAAGAGAUGGAGCAGUUGCUCAGAGAAGUGGCUGCUGCGGUUGAACUUGAACAGACUUGAUCUCCUGAUGCUUAUUAAGAAGGAAAAAAAAAAGAAGAAUCUUUGUGCCACUUCUGAACAACAUUGACUGUAAAAAUCUAAUUUUAGUUUCUUCCUUUCUCAUUCCCUGUUUGGAUGAGUUUCUGUUCUUCCUUCACAUCGUCCGCCCACCUUUCUGCUCGGUUUUAGUUUAUAAGUGGAGAUUAAAAUUUAGUUGAAAA
Carica papaya (papaya) is the source of this 998-nucleotide messenger RNA. It is a transcript of the gene GB2, whose product is annotated as GTP-binding 2. NCBI's taxonomy places the organism in Eukaryota, Viridiplantae, Streptophyta, Magnoliopsida, Brassicales, Caricaceae. The record is from RefSeq and is a predicted model, not a curated record. Gene Ontology annotation, molecular function: GTPase activity; GTP binding.